This is a messenger RNA of Phyllopteryx taeniolatus (common seadragon), 3781 nucleotides long. It is a transcript of the gene pfkfb2b, whose product is annotated as 6-phosphofructo-2-kinase/fructose-2,6-biphosphatase 2b. The record is from RefSeq and is a predicted model, not a curated record. Lineage: Eukaryota; Metazoa; Chordata; Actinopteri; Syngnathiformes; Syngnathidae. Gene Ontology annotation, molecular function: fructose-2,6-bisphosphate 2-phosphatase activity; ATP binding; 6-phosphofructo-2-kinase activity. Gene Ontology annotation, biological process: fructose metabolic process; fructose 2,6-bisphosphate metabolic process. Gene Ontology annotation, cellular component: cytosol. Bases 165 to 1787 code for a protein of 540 amino acids. The transcript is spliced from 15 exons.
CUAUUAGCAGCUUUACGGUAAUGGCGGGGCUGUGACGUAGCCGCACACCUCCGUCAGUCGCUCGGCUUGCAAGGGCACCAGCGGAGGGUGGCUCGCUCGCUACCCAAGGACGGCGCGACCGAACCGGCACGCCGAGACCAGCGAGCGGCACCGAGACGUCGCUCAUGGCGAACCGGCGAGCGGCCGCCAAGAAAGCAGACGAGAGGAUGAAUGAGAAGAAAUGCUCGUGGGCGUCCUACAUGACAAAUUCCCCCACCGUGAUCGUGAUGAUCGGGCUGCCCGCCCGAGGGAAGACGUACGUGUCCAAGAAGCUCACGCGCUACCUCAACUGGAUUGGCGUCCCCACCAAAGUCUUCAACCUGGGCGUGUACCGCCGAGAGGCCGUCCGAGCCUACAAGUCCUACGACUUCUUCCGCCACGACAACGAGGAGGCCAUGAAGAUCAGGAAGCAGUGUGCGCUGGUGGCCCUGCAGGAUGUGAAGGUGUACCUGACAGACGAGGCCGGUCAGAUCGCUGUUUUCGACGCAACCAACACGACAAGAGAGCGCCGAGACCUCAUCCAAGCGUUUGCGAAGGAGAACGCGUUCAAGCUGUUCUUCGUGGAGUCGGUGUGUGACGACCCAGAAGUCAUUGCUGCGAAUAUCAUGGAAGUCAAGGUGUCCAGUCCGGACUACCCCGAAAGGCACCGAGAGCGAGUCAUGGAUGACUUCCUGAAACGGAUCGAGUGCUACAAGGUGACUUACCAACCGUUGGAUCCUGAUGAUUAUGACAAGGACCUGUCUUUCAUUAAGGUGAUGAACGUGGGCCGCCGCUUUCUGGUGAACCGGGUGCAGGACUACAUCCAGAGCAAGAUCGUCUACUAUCUCAUGAACAUCCACGUGCACUCGCACUCCAUCUACCUGUGUCGCCAUGGCGAGAGCGACCACAACAUCGAGGGCCGCAUCGGAGGGGAUUCAGAACUAUCUCCCCGUGGGAAACAGUUCGCCCGUGCGCUUCGAAAGUUCAUCGAGGAGCACGAACUGUCAGAUUUGAAGGUGUGGACGAGCCAGCUGAGACGCACCAUACAGACGGCGGAGGAGCUGGCCGUCCCCUACGAACAGUGGAAGAUUCUCAACGAGAUUGACGCGGGCGUGUGCGAGGAGAUGACCUACGAGAUGAUCCAGAGGGCGUUCCCGGAGGAGUUUGCGUUGAGGGACAAGGACAAAUAUCACUAUCGUUACCCCGGCGGGGAGUCGUACCAGGACCUGGUCCAGCGUCUGGAGCCGGUCAUCAUGGAGCUGGAGAGACAAGGCAACGUGCUGGUGGUCUGCCACCAGGCGGUCAUGCGCUGUCUGCUUGCUUACUUCCUGGACAAAAGUGCAGAAGAUCUUCCCUACAUGAAAUGUCCGCUCCACACCGUCCUCAAACUCACCCCGGUGGCGUAUGGUUGUAAAGUGGAAAUGUUUCAUCUCAAUGUGGAGGCGGUGAACACGCAUCGCGACCGGCCGCUUGGUGACAUCCCCAAGGACUCUGCCCUCUUACUCCGGCGGAAUAGUUACACGCCCUUGUCCAGUCACGACCAGGUCAAGCGUCCCCGGCUGUACAGCGCGGGCAACCGGCCCUGGCUGCCCCUCGCCCCCACGCCGUCGGCUCUGAUGCCCGAGGGACGGCCGAGCCAAGUCAGUGCCGCCUCCGCCGGUUCCCUCCCAUCCCCGUCGUCACAUCUAGACCCGCCCCUCACCCCCGCCGUGUUGCACUCUGUCUGUCUGUGUGUGCGUGCGUGCGUGUGUGUACGUGUAGUUUUCUGAGAAAGAAUAACCAAAUAAGAAUCGGUGAGUGCACCCAAACAUAGGAUGAAUAAUAACCGCUUACAAAUGAGAUCGAUGACUAAUGCUGUUGAGUUGGCAAAAUUGACACUGUUCAAAUGUCUUCUUUAGCGAUCAAUAUGACGAAUAAACGUUGACGAAUAAACGUCACGGAAAACACUAAGUACGCAUUCUGGUGCGACAAGUAAUAGCGAUUAGCGACAAAUCACUUUUGGAUAGGCUGUCAGUGUGUCGUUGGCUUACAGACAACACACGCUGACCCUAACGAAACACGUACCGAGGUAAACGCUUUUUCGGUUUGUGACGUUAAUUUCGGUCGGCAGCAGGGGGGGAUCUUGGCCAACAUGGCGGUUCCCUGAGAUGGGGGAAAAUUGAUGAAAUCAUCGCUUUCAAUUCCUAUUAUUCUCUUUCGACUGCGCGCUGGGCGCAAUGAGGCUGGCGGUGGGCCGGACCCCUGACGUUUUUGUCUGCGAUAGGGUGAAGGAGAACAUAAAUUGCUCACAUCGGUAAAGGAAAUAAAGGUGUCUUUUGUUUGUUUGGCUGCAUGUUCACGGACCAGCAGGAAACACUCCUGAAAAUGUUUGCAUUUACGGAAGAAAAAAAAAAAAAAAGCAUGUUCAUAUUUGUAUGUCUGCCUUGUUGUUGUGUCUACAUUUCUAUUCUGUUUCUCUCUUUCUGUCUUUAAACCUUACAGCCUUGCAUAGGAAGCGUCUGUUUGUGAGUAUUUUGGAUGUAGCCAACACUCCUUUUUCCUCUUCUUCUUCUUCGCCGCUUUAUUCGACUCAUCUCAUCGCAAGCGUGCCUCGGUCACCUUUGCACUCACGCCAAAUGGGGCAGCUUGCACGGUUGCUCAAAAUGUUUUUUGCUUUGCAGGGCUCCCUGUGCGAAGGAAUCGACUUGGACGACCCCGAAGAAACGAGCGGCUGCGUCCGCUUCUGAGUGAACAUAAAGAAAGACGCUUGCGCAAAAUAUGUAUGCUGCUGCCUUGACUCCAAAACAGCAGGCACGCCUGCACAAUCCAAUGAAACUCAAGCACAGUUUGAGAAAUCCCUCGCGCGCUGAGAUUCAAACCCAGAACCUUUCAAGUGUGAGGCAGGCAUUUUUGCCCUGGCACGUAUACCCGUAAAUGUACAGAUAUGCCAAAUGAAGUAUUGGACGAAAACCUCGUGGUCAUACUCACCGAGCACAUCGGCAAUAUCAGUAUUUGUGUCAUAUCUUUGUCUCUGCAUGUUUUUGCUCAGAAGAUGAUCUCGGUGUUAUAAAUACUUUGUGCAACACGUUCCAAAGAUAGAAAAGCAUUACUGUUAAUCCAGCGCGUAACAUUUGAAUCAGAGCCCUUCAUUGAACUUUUUGGAAUCGAAUAAAAAUGCAGUCAAGGACAACAAUGAUUGGCCCACCCUUGCUUCUUUGAUUUCUUGCUUGCUUGGUACGACGAAAGAAAAAUGGAUCAUAAGAGUUGAACUUCAAAGCUAUGGAAUCACUCAGGGGCAUUUUGGUGGUGUCCAUUGUAUUCUUGGGGCAACACUGUUAACGGUACAAGGCAUUCGAACGAACAAGAAAUUGAAGAAACAAGGGUGGUCGAAUAUUUUCUUCCAUUUCUACAAGUAUCCAAAAAAACAUAUUUCCUGUGCCUAAAAUGUAUUAAAUUAGUGAAAUAUAAACUAGUGUUCUUAAUUGUUAUGCAGAAUUUAUUUACUGUGGGCUUGCUAUUUAAUGAAGAAACACUCGUGUUCAUGUCCCCAUUUUUAAAUACAGUUAUCUAUAUAUUCUGACCAUUUUAUGCAGGUUUUUGAAUUGAAUGAAAGAAUAAUCGCGAAAGACGGUCUGGUCUGUUGGAAGCAGAUACUCGUCGUGCCUUUGAUAAAAGGGAAUCAAUGGGAAAAUAUCAACUUCACCGUAUUGUCGAACUUGCUUGUACUUGCACGUCUUUUGGUCAUAUUUUGAAAUUGCAAUUAAAUAACUUGUAUUGCACUUAA